GCGGUCUCGCUCCUCUCUUCAGAUCAGCAGAAUCUGUUCAUCUCGACACGGACAAGAUGGCGAAUUGAGUGGGUUGCGCUUUGAAAAGAAAGCAGCGACUCACGCAAUUUCUUCAACAUUAAAACGCCGGUUGCCUUGAUGAACGUUCGAAUAAGCUGGGAAGCGCGUUUUUAAGAAGAAAAGUCGCCUCUAAAAGCCAAGAGAGCGUCUAGGACACCGACUCCUCCGUGUCCUUUCGGGCUAAGCUGCUAGUCAGCUAUUCGGGGAAUUGCUGAAGAGAGAAAAAAACAGCCACAACCUCAGGGGAAUUGUUUUUGUUUUUUUUUACCUUAAAUGUCGAGACUGCUAAUCUAUGAUUGAAACCAAUGUCCGUUAUCACCUUAAUUUCGUCGUUGUGAGUUGUUAAGGACACCGCUAGUGAGGAUAACCCGAUUUUAGGCUAGAUAGCAUUGUUUCUGUUGGACUGAAGAAGAGAAAGGGCAGCCUGAAAACCUCCCCGUUCACACAGUUUCAGAGUACUUCUCGGAUUUUAGGACAUGGCCAGCAGCAGUGGCUCUAAAGCCGAGUUCAUAGUCGGUGGGAAAUACAAGCUCGUUCGGAAAAUCGGAUCGGGAUCCUUUGGUGACAUUUAUUUGGCAAUCAACAUCACAAAUGGAGAGGAGGUAGCUGUGAAAUUGGAAUCACAGAAAGCCAGACAUCCUCAACUUCUGUAUGAAAGCAAGUUGUAUAAAAUUCUCCAGGGAGGAGUCGGAAUCCCACACAUAAGGUGGUAUGGCCAAGAAAAGGACUACAAUGUCCUAGUGAUGGACCUGCUGGGGCCAAGUCUGGAGGAUCUCUUUAACUUCUGUUCCCGCAGAUUCACAAUGAAAACUGUCCUAAUGCUUGCAGAUCAGAUGAUCAGCAGAAUCGAGUAUGUGCACACAAAAAAUUUCAUCCACAGAGAUAUCAAGCCAGACAACUUUUUAAUGGGUAUUGGCCGUCACUGUAAUAAGUGUUUAGAAUCUCCAGUGGGGAAGAGGAAAAGAAGCUUGGCUGUUAGUUCUUCUCAGGACCCAUCUUUCUCAGGAUUAAACCAGUUGUUCCUCAUCGACUUUGGUCUGGCCAAGAAAUACAGAGACAACAGGACACGACAGCACAUACCCUACAGAGAAGACAAAAAUCUCACAGGCACAGCUCGCUAUGCCAGCAUCAACGCACACUUGGGUAUCGAGCAGAGUCGUCGAGAUGACAUGGAGUCGCUAGGAUAUGUGCUGAUGUACUUCAACAGAACCAGUCUGCCAUGGCAGGGACUGAAGGCUGCCACAAAGAAACAGAAGUAUGAGAAGAUUAGUGAGAAAAAGAUGUCAACCCCUGUCGAGGUGUUGUGUAAGGGUUUCCCAGCAGAGUUUGCCAUGUACCUGAACUACUGCCGUGGGUUGCGGUUUGAAGAGGCACCUGACUACAUGUAUCUGCGUCAGCUUUUCCGCAUUCUUUUCAGGACUCUGAACCACCAGUAUGACUACACAUUUGACUGGACCAUGCUGAAGCAGAAAGCAGCACAGCAAGCGGCCUCCUCAGGGGGACAGGGGCAACCGGCACAAACCCCCACAGGCAAGCAAACUGACAAACCCAAGAGUAACAUGAAAGGUUUCUAAGCAUUAAGACAAUGUAUUGAAGCAGAGCAGAGUGGUCGUAGCAGGAUUUGCCUUCCAAUCACACCCCGGCAUCUAGGAUCAAAUUCACCAGAACCUGCCAGGCACUGUGGGCAACCUUUUUCCUGUUAAAGAACUUUUGUUCCAUAUACUAUAUAUGUAAUUGGUAUAUAUAGAUAAGAUGCUCUGCAUAUAUCUAUAUAUUGGUAUGUAUAUACUAUAUCCACACAGAGAGCAGGCUUGGUUUGGAGUUGGAAGCUGUAGCCUUUUCUAUUGUCCUGUCCCUAAAGACUUUUCGCACCCCUCCUCCUUUGAAAUGGAAAACCGUAGAAAAUGGGGAUAUAAUUGUGCACAUGCCAAUAUUUUCCCGAGUUUUCUCCUUCAGGAAAGCUGUUUGGGGUCCUUCAUGAAUUCUCGGUUGCCCUUCAGAGCAGUUUUGGUUCCCCUUUCCCUUCUCAUCGUCCUCUCAUCACCAAGCGUGGCACGAACCCAGACACUCUUCUGUCAGAAUGGAGACAUCCGAGACAGAUUUUUGUCCUUCAAUAUCUUUUUUUUUUUCUUCCUUUCCUAAUGCAAAAUGAAGCAACUGAGAUUAAAUGUUUUUUUGUUUUGUUUCAAAUGUAUCCAAAUAAUUAAAAAGGCAAACAUUGGGCUUUGUUUUUCUUUUCUAAAAAGGUAAUUACGAUUCUGCCUGCUGGAAUGUGCUAGAGAGCUUCUAAUGUGAAGAUUAAAAAAAACAAAAACAUUCUAGUGACUACUAGGUUUCUCUUUAGUACGCUGCAUUAACUAUAUUGUACUUGGUAUUCUGAAGUCUAAAAAAUAAAAGAAACUCCACAGAAGCAUAUUCAUUACAAAUUAGGUAUCACUCUGAACUAAACCUGUAUGUUAAUUGCUUAGAUGAAAAUUGUAUGCAUCUGAUCUGGGUUUUUUCUCUUGGAAAAAUGUUCAUGUUGAUUGAGCAAGUAACCAUUCGUACGAUUAAUUGCUAUGAUAGGCUUAAUGUUCUGUUUUUGAGAGAAAAAUGUGCUCACUCCAUUCUCAUUACCAUUUUUUUUAUGCGUAUAUAUCUUUUUUUCAUUUUUAUAGUCUUUCCCUGUAUUGAAUCAAUCGGUUUGGGGAAAGUGUUUUUUGUUUUUUGCGCUGCUUCCUGUGGUGAAGCAGAUCCUUGUGUAAAAUAUCUCUGGGACUUUCUCUCUGCAACAAUUUUUCGCUGCUGUUUGGUAGCGGUCUUUUUGCUCAUUUUCCUUUUUUUUAUUGGAAAGAAAAUGUUGGAGGGUUUCUUUUCUAUAUAGUUUUGGUUCUUGUGAGGCAAGAGAAAUCUGAUUUUCCUUGUUUUCCUCAGCCUUUAGCCUGGACAAAUGCACACCGGUAACUUGGCUUUCUUUUCUUUUUGUUGUUUUCCUUGCCUCCAAACUGUCCCUCAGAACCGGCUUAAAGUACUUUGCAGCUGGACAUUCUAUAAAAGUGUAAUUUAUUCCCUUUUAGCAUGUCAGAAUAAAUUAAAAAUGUCUUCUCAGAAAUGCUGUCCCAGUCUCUGUAAUUUUACAAGAAUGCAAAUAACUUAAAUUACUGAUAAGAUUUCCCCCGUCCCUUUCCAUUUGUUCAAGUAUCUGUCUCGUCUGCACAUUUAUUGUUGAAGUACAACAGGCCAGGCAUCAAACUUUUUUUUUUUUUUUUUGAAACUGAAAAAUCAAAAGAAAUGCUUUAAAAUGAGAAGGCGAGAUCAUUUUUUUUUUUUUU
Carassius auratus (goldfish) is the source of this 3371-nucleotide messenger RNA. Its product is annotated as casein kinase I. Gene Ontology annotation, biological process: protein phosphorylation. Lineage: Eukaryota; Metazoa; Chordata; Actinopteri; Cypriniformes; Cyprinidae. The record is from RefSeq and is a predicted model, not a curated record. The transcript has 11 exons. The coding region runs from base 537 to 1634 and encodes 365 amino acids. Gene Ontology annotation, molecular function: protein kinase activity; ATP binding.